UGAGAAUAACCUGACACCAAGUGGAUUCACGUGAUCACCACGUGGAAUCACGUGAUGUCUCAAUCACAGUUUGAAAACAUAAAAGCCGCACUUGGUGGUCAGCUGGCUAUCUUGGUUUUGGUGCUCCUCAUCUGAAGUGUCAGUUACAGCCCACAUACAGUAACAUCAGCUGCCCACAGUCAUGUAUUUCUUCCUGUCCAUCAUAUUCCUGGCGGUGCCUGCGUGCCUGGCCCAGCUGCCAGGUGGUCUACAAGAGGUCCAUGGACUAAAUGCCAGUGACCCUAUGGUCCAGUUCGCUGUCCAGGCUAUCAACUCAUUCUACCAGAAAAACGGAGACAACGCUGCUAGAACUCUGGUUAACAUCGUGUCGGCCUUUACACAGGUUGUGCAAGGUGAACUGCUUCACUUAAACCUGACUGUCACUACGGGCCAACAGAAUGAACUUUGUGUGGUGAAAGUCUGGUCCAGACCGUGGCUGCCCGAGCCUGAAGGUUUAAAGACGUCCGUAGACCCUGUGUGUACACCUCUAGCUCAACCGACCACUAAAAAACCUGUGUUGGUGGGAGGGGAGAGGACGAUUGACCUCCAGAGUGAUGAGGUCAAGAAGGCGCUGAGCUUCGCUGUGAAAACAAUCAACAACCAGACCAAUUCUCUCUACUGGAAAAAAUAUACAGGAAUCUCCAAAGUUACAGCUCAGAUCGUGUCUGGCGUGUCCUAUCGAUUCUAUGGGGUCAGGUUAGCACCUACAGACUGCGUCAAGUCCAGCAUCAUCUCUGACCAUUGCAGGGUUGCCUCCAAUGCUCGGAGUCAGCAGUGUGACUUCAAGGUGUGGAGCCAGCCUUGGCUUAAACCUGCGUACAAGUUGACCGACCUCAAAUGUAAAAACGCAUGAUCUGGCCGACCCCGCGAAAGAGAAAUGUCUCUUCACCAAAGUGAGAAGAAUUAUCAUGUCAAAAUAAAAUAAGCAAAUGAAAUCAAA
Messenger RNA from Physella acuta, 979 nucleotides. Its product is annotated as cystatin-C. Lineage: Eukaryota; Metazoa; Mollusca; Gastropoda; Physidae. Gene Ontology annotation, molecular function: cysteine-type endopeptidase inhibitor activity. The record is from RefSeq and is a predicted model, not a curated record. Gene Ontology annotation, cellular component: vesicle; cytoplasm.